CGAGCGCUGAUGUGUUUUGCAGCGUCGAUGACGCCCUGCCCACGUUAUUUUCCUCUUGGUCAUGUGUUCGUUUUUUUUUCCCCUCUCUCUUUCUCUGUGGAGCAAUUUCUCGUCUUGAUAAGACUGAAUUCGCAAGGCUUUCUGUAUUACAGAAACUCUACAUGGGGAAUAUAACAAUGUGUUGAAGAUGUUUGGAAAUGGCUGUACAGCGUCCUGCGCUUUUACUUUUGCUGCUUCGUUUCGGUUCGGGAUAAGCUCCGUCAUGGAUUUUGAAAAGUGCGAUUGACUUCGAGUACAGCGAGAAUGUCCGUUUAGUAGCCUGCGCUUGUGUUCUUUUCAGGAGUCUUGGUCUAAAUGGGUCCAGUCAUGCCUCCCAGUAAGAAGCCGGAGAAUUCCGGGAUCAGUGUUUCCAGUGGAUUAAGACCAUGUUAUCCAGGUAGCUCUCUAACUAAGACUCUUGAGGAAGUAGAGGAGCUGGACCUAACACUGCCUACUGUCAAAUCAGAAAAGGGGGCCAUGGAGGAUGAAGAGUUAACAAACUUGAACUGGCUGCAUGAGAGCAAAAAUUUGCUCAAUAGUUUUGGGGACCCAGUCUUGCGUAGUGUUAGCCCUGUUCAGGAUAUUGAUGAUGAUACUCCACCCUCCCCUGCUCAUUCUGAUCUGCCCUAUGAUGCUAAGCAAAACCCAAACUGCAAACCACCAUAUUCUUUCAGCUGCCUAAUCUUUAUGGCAAUUGAGGAUUCUCCUUCCAAGAGACUGCCAGUAAAGGAUAUAUAUAAUUGGAUCCUGGAACAUUUUCCCUACUUUGCUAAUGCUCCGACAGGGUGGAAAAAUUCUGUGAGGCAUAAUUUGUCAUUAAACAAAUGUUUUAAAAAGGUGGACAAAGACAGAAGUCAGAGUAUUGGAAAAGGAUCUUUAUGGUGCAUAGAUCCAGAGUACAGACAAAAUCUUAUUCAGGCUUUGAAAAAGACACCUUAUCACCCAUACUCCCAGGUGUUUAAUACACCUCCCACAUCACCUCAGGCAUAUCAGAGCUUGUCAAGUCCCCCAAUUUGGCCAGGCAGUCCAUUCUUUGGAAAAAAUGGAGUUCUUCUACAAGAUCCUGACAUUGAUGCUGCCGCUACCAUGAUGCUUUUGAAUACUCCAGAUCUACCAGCUACUCUCCCUCAGGGAGUAAUUCAGAAUGGAACUCGCAUGCUAAGUCGAGGGAUAUUUGCCGACAUCAGACCACUGCCAAUCAACCCUAUUGGAAGCCGAGCAUCUGCAGUAAGGAAUGUAUUUUCAAGCAUACGCAUGAGAAGUGAUAGUGAGCCUUCCUGUGGUUCUCCAGUUGUAAGCAGCGACCCCAAGGAGGAUCACAAUUACAUCAGCGCCAAAUCUUCUAAUUGUAGAAGUACCUCUCCCACCAGCAACUCAACUUCUUCCUCUGCAGACGACCAUUAUGAAUUUGUUGGAAAAGGAAGUCGUGAAGGGAGUGAAAUUAGUGAGGUUAGUUUCCAAAGCAAUGAAAGUCACAGUGAAACUGAAGAAGAGGACAAAAAACAGAUUAAAAAAGAGGCAAGGGAUUCUUUAGCUGAUAGUGUCUGUUUGACCCAGCACAAGAAAAGGCAACAUUUGACAAAAGCAAAGCAGAAGAUUUCCAGUGAUACACUGCCUUUGAAAAAGAGGCGUACAGAAAAACCACCAGAGAGUGAUGAUGAGGAAAUGAAAGAAGCAGCCGGCUCCCUCCUACACUUGGCAGGAAUCAGGGCCUGUUUAAACAAUAUCACCAAUCGGACGGCAAAGGGGCAAAAAGAGCAGAAGGACUCUAUAAAAAAUUAGGACUGUAACUUCGGUUUUAAAGGAAUUUACAAUUUAUUUUUCAGGACAUCAGGUGAAUUAUAAUGAUUUGUGGCAAUAUCAACAAUCACUUUGUUUUCCUAUCCUUUAGAUUAUUAUUUUGUUUGAUUUUUUUUCUUUUAUUUCUUUUUUUAAAGGAGAUUAAAGCCAUAGCAGAACAUUUACUGAUGCUCAGCUAAUUUAGAAACAGAUUAUACUGUCUGAAGAAGUUUAAAAACAAAAUAAUGAAUCUGCCAAACUUGCUGCACAUUUCUCUGAUUGGCCCAGCUGCUAUUGAAGCUCAAAAUGAGCACAACAAUUUUGUCUUAUUAAUUGGUUAAAUGACAGCAGAAGAAUCCUUGUAGCAAUUCAAAAUUUAGAAUGCAGCCAAGAGUAAUGGGUUAGGAACACAGGCUAGGGGAAGCUGAAGCUGCAUCAGAUUUUGUCGGAAGGAAACUGUGAUACAUGACAUGUUGUGUUGUAGAUUUUUGUUUUCCAGUGCUUACUGAGGUUGGCAGCACUACAUCCAGUGCCAGUUUGUGGCACCUGGACAUAAUAGUGCCAAAGUCUGCUCCCAGGUUAGCCAACAGUGACAACUGCACUUAAUUUUACUACUGAGUUGUCUCUGUGUUUGGGGUCAUAAAGACUAGUGAUCUAGAAAUAAUGACCAAACUUGUGUGCCAUGACAAAACACAGUUGAAAGAUGGUUGUUUGACAUUUUCUACCACAGAAUUAAAGUCUUCUAUAAAUAUAUAUAGGAAAAAAUAAUAAUUUAAAAAGCCAUAAGCCUGAUAUUUUUUUUUUUUUUGAGCAGCGUGCAAAAAAAAAAACAAAACUGUCUUCUAAACUGCCUAUAUGUAUGUGUGUAUAAAUAUAUAUAUAUAUAUGUGUGUGUGUGUAUAUACAGUACAUAUAUAUAUAAAUAAUAUAUGCACAUAUAUAGAAUAUAAGCAAUUGACUUUACUGAUAAAAAUCUUAAGUAAUAAAAUGAGAGAGGAAUACAGUUCUGUGGAUCAGUAAUGAAUAAUCUUGGUGGAAUGACAGAUGCUACAAAACCUGCCAUUAAUCUUAUAAAGACAAACAGAGAGAUUCAGCUGACUGUGGAGGGUGUUUCAUUUGUUUCUGGUUCUACAGUAAGUUUUCAUGUUUUUGUUAAUGUCCUUUCAGAGUUGUAUGAAAUUUCAUUCAGUCAGGAUAACACUGUAUAAAAGUUUUUUUUUUGUUUUGGUUUUUUUUGGCGUCCUUGCUUUCUUUUGAAUUUAACCAAUGUAGCCAGCAGGAAUUUCCAAAUGGUGUUGCAUGGGUUCUAUAACAAAAAAAGAAAAAUUUUUUUAUUCAAAGUUCAUGUAAGGUAAAUAAUGUAUUUAGCAUGGAGCAUGAAUUAUUUUCAUAUAAAUAUAGAACAUAGAGAAAAGGCAAUGCCUCUAAUUUUUUGAAGCCCUUGGGCCUAGAUUUCUUUUUAUUUUUUUUCCUUCUUCUUUUUCCCUUUUUUCCUUUUUUUAUUGGAGCAGGCUAUCAAAGGUAAACCUUCUUCAGGGACAAAUACUGACUGUUGGGGAACUUACUCUGCAAUAUGAAAACUUCACAUUUCGGGUAGGGCUUUGAAUGGUUGAAUAUACUGCCUUGUCUGCACAUGUAGCCCACUAAUGAUUUUCAAAUGAAUUAUGUUACAGUGUCUUGUGUUUUGAUUAGUACAUGUCUUGGCUGACAUUUUCAAGGAGAAGUUAUUAGUGAAUAUAAUACAAAUGUAUGUUUCUUCAUCCUGAAAACCACUUCAUGGUCUACAGAUAUGUUCCAGAAUUUUAAUUUCAAUGUUAUGUACAUCUUGUUUUACAUUGUUUUCCUUAUGUUACUAGUGUGUUUGUUGCUAGUGAAAGGUCAGUCUAACACAUUUUCAGAUUAAGGUGUUCAAAACAGUGUUAUAUACAUCUGACUUAUUGGAGCAACAAAUCUUCUAGAAUGCACACCAUUUCACCCUUACAUGCAUGAAGCAGAUUUAGCAAAACCUAAACAGUGGUGCCAAACUCUUCAAUGAAAAUGUGUUACACAAAAUGCGCCUUGGCCAAUGCGCAUAGUAGACUCUGCUUUAUGCUGAUAUAUAAUAAAUAAGGCAAGAAUUUCUUUUCAGUGGACUGGCAUAUAUAUAUGUUAGUAUUUUAUGGUUAAAAUGAAUAAUGCAUAAUGUACUUAAAAGUUGUUCUGCUGUAGACAUAACGUUUUGACCAUGACAGUGUUCUCCUUUUCGGUCAACUGCCCUGCAUUUAAAGUUUGUUAGUGUUAAAAAUGUGCUCACAGCUUUUUUUUUUCUCCUCCUCAUAUUUUCUUUACCAAGCAUAGCAAUAAUUUUUGCACACUCAAAAUUACACUUAUUGAAACACUAAACCUAUCCAUUUAGCCAGGGUAAACAUUGUAGAGAUCAGUAGUGUAACAGCAGAUAAACAUAAGAAAUUGUAAGAAUAGUCAAAGUAUCUGAUUGUAAUUACAACAACAGCUCUGUAUCUGCAGGAAGGACAGCUAUUAAUACAGUGGUACUUCUAAUAAAGAUUUCCAUUUUUGAUGGGGAGAAACAAAAGAAAAAGUUCUGGGCAUGCGUGUUGAAUAUUUCACAUGUUAAAUCAACUGCCAUAGUAAGAGUAAUGAAAAACUCAACUUGCCAGUCUGUUCUGUAGAACCCUAGGAUUACACAAGUGAAUUGGUGAGUCAAAUCCAACUGCCUUCCUCAAAGGGGAAACUGUUCAGUAACUUCCACUCUCUGCAUAACUUAUCCUUUAAGUUUUAUGUUUGCGCAGUGAUUUGAAAGUGGGAGAAAAGAGAAAGGUAGCAAUUUAAUUGCUAAUAACUAGCCAAGCAAAUAAUAGUGAUAAAAUGUCCACUGGGAUAUAAUUGUAUAUUUUGUUUUCAAUUGUGUGCUUUUUUUUUUGUUUUUGGUUUUUUUUUGUCUUUUUUUAUAACCUGUAAACUGCCAUCUUGUUUUUUGUGUAGAAAAUGGGCUUUAGAGAAGGAGUUAAAAGCAAACAAGUUAUUGUUUUGUUCUGAAAUGCGCAGUCUAAAGGCAUGUGCACUCAGCCAAUCUGUAUGAAAUAAUGAAAAAUGUUAAUAUGGAGGCAUAUUUGCAUUCUAUAUUUCCUUGAUGUGUAAUCAUAUUGCCAAAGACAAACUAUUACAUCAGUUAUUGUAAAUAUCACUUUGUCCAUUACUACAACAAAACUUUUUUUUUCUGAAUCCUACCAUACAGUUUCUGUGAUGUAUUGUCUUCCAGUUGCAAUAAAAAAAUUAAACAGUUGCAUCAGUUGAAAA
Messenger RNA from Erpetoichthys calabaricus (reedfish), 5115 nucleotides. It is a transcript of the gene foxn3, whose product is annotated as forkhead box N3. Gene Ontology annotation, cellular component: nucleus. Gene Ontology annotation, biological process: regulation of DNA-templated transcription. NCBI's taxonomy places the organism in Eukaryota, Metazoa, Chordata, Cladistia, Polypteriformes, Polypteridae. The record is from RefSeq and is a predicted model, not a curated record. Gene Ontology annotation, molecular function: cis-regulatory region sequence-specific DNA binding; DNA-binding transcription factor activity. The coding region runs from base 355 to 1821 and encodes 488 amino acids. The transcript is spliced from 7 exons.